This is a messenger RNA of Nakaseomyces glabratus, 1104 nucleotides long. RefSeq lists its product as uncharacterized. The record is from RefSeq and is a predicted model, not a curated record. Lineage: Eukaryota; Fungi; Ascomycota; Saccharomycetes; Saccharomycetales; Saccharomycetaceae.
AUGAUUUGCUCACUUUGCCCCGCUCCUCCUGAUGACAAUAUCAAUAUCGAUGCUAAUGGUAAUAAUGGCAACGCCGAAAGAAGAAAAAGGCGGUUUUCCUUGAGGUCCAAGAGCCAUGCUGUACAGCAAAAUAUUGUCUUGCCCGGCAACAUAAACCCUAGUAACGAUAACAACGCUACUCAAAAUGAGGUUGAUGCCGCUGCUGUUCUGCCAGACCCAGUAAACGCCAUCAACAAUGUCACUCUGAAGUACAAAACUGUCCAACACAUUACCGCUAUUCCCUUCAUAAACAGAUUUGACGAAGGUCGCUUGGCUGGUAGAUUUGAGGAAUGUGCUGAAAGGUUUUUAAAUUCAAGAGUGAUGAUCAAUCUGGCACCAAUUACAACGAAGAUUGAUAGACUUAUCGAUAAAUUGAUGACCAUCACUGAGUCCCUCAUUCCAUGCCUAAGACCAGAUGAAGAAGUAGAGUUCCCACGACCACCUCUUGAUGAAGACACUGAGCGUAAUCGAAACGGUCAUAAUUUUAUUGUUGCUAGUGUAGUUCCAGAAGGUCAAUCUAUCGUGGCACCAAAAAAUGUAAGAAAACUUGGUGGUAGGAAAGCGUGUAUACUAAUCAGAACAAAUGCCAACGCCAAAAAGGACAAGAUUAAAAUCAGACAACUAGGUCGUACUGAACAAACCGAUAAAAUUAUCUCAAUGAUUACAAACUCAACAGUUAUUCCUGGUGUUGACAACAACCAAAACCUGGUCAGAAUCAGUAAUUUUGAUGGCGGUAAUGUCGUUAUUGCCGAGGAUGAAUCUCUACGUUGUUUUGAAGUGAUAUAUUUCUUAAUUAAUAGUACUAAUGAAAUUCUAAUGACUUUCAUUGACAGUCAAUCCUUGAUAUAUGCAGCUGUCAUUGGCAGGAUGACAGAUAUUACAAGUGUUAUUGAAGGUAAGCUAUAUCCUUUGAAGAAAUGUAUAAUGAACAUUUUGAACAAACCAUUGGAUGAACCCGAAGCCAUUCACCCAGUCAUAACUAUCCCACCUGUUGAUGGAGGAAAUGGGAACAAUGAAGAUAUCGAAGGUAACAUCCCACAACAACCAUUAAGACCAAUUGAAUAA